This is a messenger RNA of Nerophis ophidion (straightnose pipefish), 2514 nucleotides long. RefSeq names its product GA binding protein transcription factor subunit beta 2a (gene gabpb2a). The transcript is spliced from 8 exons. The coding region runs from base 277 to 1530 and encodes 417 amino acids. Gene Ontology annotation, biological process: positive regulation of transcription by RNA polymerase II. Gene Ontology annotation, cellular component: nucleus. Gene Ontology annotation, molecular function: protein binding; transcription cis-regulatory region binding. The record is from RefSeq and is a predicted model, not a curated record. NCBI's taxonomy places the organism in Eukaryota, Metazoa, Chordata, Actinopteri, Syngnathiformes, Syngnathidae.
CAUGUACCGCCCCGACUUCGUCUUACUUCGGCCAGAAAACAAUUUGGCGGAGUCAAGCAUGCGACGGCGGCGCCUAAUGCCCAACAUUUGAAUAUAGUCAAUGAAUAACGCUACUAAUCAUUGCUUUUGAUAACAUUUUCCCCCAGCAAAAACAGACGGAAGGAAGCACCCACAGCCGCCCCUCCCAGACCAGUUUGUGUGGCGUUUAGCUUGCUAGCUAGCUUGCUAACGUUAGCAGCCCUGCAGCAGUCUUUAGCUUUCAACAAGCUGGACGCGAUGUCGUUGGUGGACCUGGGCAAGCGUCUGCUGGAGGCGGCACGGAAAGGUCAGGAUGACGAGGUCAGAAACCUGAUGGCAAAUGGAGCUCCAUUCACUACUGACUGGCUCGGGACGUCCCCCCUCCACCUGGCCGCCCAGCACGGCCAUUACUCCACGGCGGACGUCCUGCUGCGAGCUGGCGUCAGUCGCGAUGCGCGCACCAAGGUGGACAGGACGCCUUUGCACAUGGCUGCAGCUGAGGGACACACCAUCAUCGUGGAGCUGCUGGUUCGAAGCGGCGCAGACAUCAACGCCAAAGACAUGCUGAAGAUGACAGCGCUGCACUGGGCGGCGCAGCACGGACAUCACAGUGUGGUAGAGACCCUCAUCAAGCACGGAGCUGAUGUGCACGCGCUCAGUAAGUUCGACAAGACGCCAUUCGACAUUGCCGUCGAUAUCCAAAACACCGAAUUGAUGCUGCUUCUGCAGGAGGGCAUGCAGAACCAAGUGAACAUGAACCAGGUGAGUGUGAAUGUGGAGUCCGGCAACACCACCAACCAGCCACAGUUCAUCAUCCAGGGCAUACCUGCCAUCCAGGGUGGCGUGGUCAAUUUGGCCGACUUGCUCAACAAGGCCAACACAGAGUCUGAAGAAGCGAUGGCUGCCAACGCUUUGGAUUCCAACAUCCAGCAUGCCACGGUUGUCAACGAAGGAGGUCAGAGAGUCAUCACCAUUGUAACAGACCAACAUGGCAAUCUGCAAACCACCGGGGGGAUGACGCAGCCUUUCUUUGUCACUAUGCAGCAUGGACAGCAAAUGCUAGCAGUUCCUGCCAACACCGUGACUGAGGAAGUGGUGGCGGAGGAGUCUCAGGCUCCGCCCUCCAGGAAGAGAAAGUUGGAAGUGGCUAACAAUCACAACGACACAGGAGAAACGGAGCUGCUACAGAGGCAGUUGCAGGAGGCUAACAGGAAGGCACAGGAGUAUCGACAGCAGCUUCUGCGCAAGGAGCAGGAGGCUGAGGAGUACCGCGUCAAGUUGGAGGCAAUGUCCCAGAGCCAGGCAAAUGGCACUGCCACCAACGCCGCCAUGGCCGUGAGCCCAGAGGAGGUGGUUGGCGGUGAGGAUGAGGAAGACACGACGACAACAACGACAGCGGCAACAGCGGGCGGUGUGGAGGAGGGAGAGAUGGUGGGUAUCAUCAUGGAGGGGGAGGAGGGUCAGGUGACACUGGUGGAGACUGGAGGAGAGCCCACGGGGGUCAGCUCGUAACAGACAGAGCUUUGACAAGGGAACGAAGGCUUUUGGCAAGUGAUAACGAAACGUGUCAAAGACGGACAACGACAACAGCAAGAUGGGGUGAUUACGGACUGACAUGAUGCCGUCCUUUCGGCGCCGCCAUGUCCAUCAGAAAUAAUCUCCAUGCUAAGUUAGCGCUAAACUUUCUGUUUCACAACUUUAUAUCACUAUGCUUUCAAAACUUCCUGUUCCAUUAACCUCACUUGUGCUUUUGUAGCGCUCGUCUAUCACUCAAAUCCUUACUUUUGAAUGUGUUGGCGGAUGGAACAAGCCCACUUUGUGUCCUUUUUGUGUUUUCCAAAAGUCAAGCGGAAAUCCCAAGCGUCACCGUGGACUUUGCAAUGGGAAUCUUUUGGGAUAAAAGUACCUCACUCAACUCUGCGUUUUGUUGACAUGCUGAUAGAAAACUGUGAAUCUGGAAGGAACCUAAAUCCUUCAGUUAUUUGCACCAUGUCAGAACGCCUGAUUGUUUUUGUUUGGAAUCAGAUUUGGAACCUUUAGGGAAACCAGCAGGAACAUUUAAGCAGUUACUGAAAAUGUGUCCAUUGAACUGAUCAGUGAACAUUUGUUGUAAAACAAUCAUGAUUUAAAAAAAAAAAUCUGCAUUCCACCGUGUCUUUUACAGUUUUCAAACUCCAUUCUUCAAGUCUUCUUACAAGUAUCAAAAUGUGCAAAAGACAGAUAGAAAAAAAAAAAGAGGUUUAAAAGUACAUGAACGAAAAAAUAACUGAUUCAAAUGCAAUGUUUUGUCCCUCCUGGACUACCUGUGAUAUGCCUGCUGCGCCUUCCCUCCUUUAUUCAAUUUUCAUAGUUUGUUUGGCAGCAUUUGUGUCUGUUGUUUUUUAUGAACUCAACCCUUUUUCUAUGUGUAUAUAAAAGUUGUAUUUUUUUAACUGUAUCUGGCUGCUUCACCAUGAUAGCAAUGCUAACCUGAUAUAUAAACAACUGUUAACGUCA